AUGGGCGCGCAGUCAAAGCCAGAGAUCCCGCCCUGGGGCCGCGCUGCUGCCGGGGCCGCGGGAGCCGUGUUGGCCAAUGCCCUCGUGUAUCCGCUCGACAUUGUCAAGACGCGCCUCCAAGUUCAAGUUCGCCUCGAUGAGUCGGCGCCGGGCGCCGACGACGAGCCACACUACGCCUCGACGUGGGAUGCAGUUAAGCGGAUCGUGGCCGACGACGGCAUCAGAGGUCUCUACAUGGGCAUGAAUGGAUCUCUCAUCGGAGUCGCUUCCACCAACUUUGCAUACUUCUAUUGGUAUACCCUGGCGAGGUCUUUCUACCUCAAGUCGUCCAGCCUGCCGGCUCUUUCGCCCUCCACCGCCGUGGAGCUCUCGCUCGGCGCUGUUGCGGGUGCACUGGCACAGCUCUUUACCAUUCCCGUGGCCGUCGUCACAACUCGGCAGCAGACUGCCAAAGGCAAUGAGUGCAAAAGCCUCAUGGCGACGGCUCGUGAAGUUGUGGACGGGCCCGACGGCGUGACGGGCCUGUGGAGGGGUCUGAAAGCCAGCCUGGUCCUUGUCGUGAAUCCAGCCAUCACGUACGGGGCAUAUGAGCGGCUGAGCAGCAUCUUUUUCCCAGUCGAAUCAAAGCUGAAGCCUUGGCAAGCCUUUUUACUAGGGGCCUUGUCAAAAGCCUUGGCCACCAUCGUCACACAGCCACUGAUCGUGGCCAAGGUCGGCCUGCAAUCCAAGCCACCGCGCACGAGGAGCGGGAAGCCUUUCAAAAGUUUCAUCGAGGUGAUGAAAUUCAUCGUGAAGCAUGAGGGUGCCUUGGGCUUGUUCAAGGGGAUCGGACCCCAGAUCUUCAAGGGCUUCUUGGUGCAGGGCAUCCUCAUGAUGACCAAGGAGAGAGUCGAGCUCCUCCUCAUUCUUUUCCUGCGAUAUCUCCAGGCGACCAGGAGAGCGCAGCUGCAAAGAGUGGCUGGCCUCGCCUCGACGGUGUCCCAAAAGGCGCUCGCCUCGACACGGCCGGGCUUGUAG
This is a messenger RNA of Hirsutella rhossiliensis, 1017 nucleotides long. RefSeq names its product mitochondrial carrier protein. Bases 1 to 1017 code for a protein of 338 amino acids. The transcript is spliced from 4 exons. Lineage: Eukaryota; Fungi; Ascomycota; Sordariomycetes; Hypocreales; Ophiocordycipitaceae. Gene Ontology annotation, biological process: transmembrane transport. The record is from RefSeq and is a predicted model, not a curated record.